AGCGGCUCACCCCGGCCAUCCUUGCAGGUGGGAGUCGAGAGCAUCUCCAAGCACCCAAGCCAUGGUGGCCAAACAGCGGAUCCGGAUGGCUAACGAGAAGCACAGCAAAAACAUCACCCAGAGGGGAAACGUAGCCAAAACCCUGAGGCCACAAGAAGAGAAAUAUCCUGUUGGGCCAUGGCUGCUGGCGCUGUUUGUUUUUGUUGUCUGUGGCUCAGACUUGAAUCCACCAUGUUUGCAGGUUGACCACAUAAAUACUGGCUUUUCCUGGAGACUGGCAGAACGUUCUGGAAACUGUCCCCAGAAGGAGUCACCCCCAGAGAGCAUCCUGAGGUGCGUGAGAACCGGACACCCCCAGAGGAUCAAGAUGGACAGUCUGGAGGAGACAUCUCCGCAGCCAUCAGCUCUCCCAAGCUAUCUUCCAGAUCAUACAGAGCAUAAGGAUGGGCAUGUAAGAAAGCCAGGGCGUUGGCUGCUGCUGCCCUGCUGCUGGCAGGUGGAGGGCCACGGAGAUCAGCAGGUCUACAGCAAGCGAACGAGCCGCGGGCAAUAGAAAGGAGGUCCCCUGUUACUCCCUCCCACUCCAUGGUGGAGGUUUGACCAAAUUGCCUUCGCACAGGACAUCUCCCUGCAUCUGUGUCCUCUAGUGGAAAGGACUCUGCUCUUGCCAGCCCGACUGGAAGCCCCAUUGUGGGGGUGGCUGUAAUGCUCCCUGUCCGGUUCCCCGGGUUUCACUGUGGUGUGCAUGUGGCCCUCUGAGCGACUGCCCAUUUACAUCCUGCCAAUACGGUCUCUUCUCUGUCAGGAAUUGGUUUUACAAAUAAAUGUCUUCAUUCAACCUUAA
Molecule: messenger RNA, 844 nt
Organism: Onychomys torridus (southern grasshopper mouse)
Lineage: Eukaryota; Metazoa; Chordata; Mammalia; Rodentia; Cricetidae
Gene: Serp2
Product: stress associated endoplasmic reticulum protein family member 2
Biological process (GO): endoplasmic reticulum unfolded protein response
Cellular component (GO): endoplasmic reticulum
Source: RefSeq, a predicted model, not a curated record